UUGUAGACUGCGUACUCCUGAGACACUUAUAUAUUUUGUUUGUAACAUUUUUGUAUUUUUUUUUUUUAUUGAGUGAUUUAAUUAAUAUAUAUCUAUGUAAUAAUAUUAUUAUAUAUUCUAUUAAACGUAUACGUUAAUGGAUUUUAUCGUCUGGAUUUUUGGAUAAUUGUUAAAGUAUAAAUAUAUUACGGAUACAUUUAACAUAGACAAAUCUUACACAAUAAAUAUCUUUUUGAUUAAAAAUUAAAAUUUUUUUGUCAUAUCUUCUGUAUGCAAUAAUUAGAUUUUUAUGUGAGUGAAGGAUGUAAGAUGUCCCAGCACGGUGCUGCACUACAAACAUAUAAUCAAGAAUUAGUAAAAUUUUUUCUGAAACUUUUUCAAGGUUUAGAAGAAAUGAAAUUAAAGAGAGCAGAACUGCAAACCCAAAUUGACUCGCAAGAAGAAGAAAAGAAUAAUUUACAAAGGGAGAUAGAAAAAAUGUCACAUAAACUUACACGACUGAACGAUAGCCUUGCAAAAAGGGUAGCAGUUAGAAAUGAAUAUGACAGAACUAUUGCGGAGACUGAAACAGCAUACAUGAAAAUUUUAGAAAGUUCGCAAUUAUUACUUAAUAUGAUUAAAAGAGAAGCCACAAAUUUAGAUCAAUCAUUGGUGAAGGCCAGUAUGGAUAAACAAUUUAGACAAUGAUCAAUGAGUUAACAAAAAUAUUAAUAAAUUUUGUAUAAUGUAUUUGUUAAAACAUAUACAUUAUAAUGUCUAUUAAAGGAAUCGAUCUAGCGAUUUGUAACGAGUACAAAAUUGUAAUUAUUUUCUAUAAGAUGAUAGACUAUUUUGUAAUUAUUAUACACGAUGCCGAAAUAUUAAUA
Polistes canadensis is the source of this 866-nucleotide messenger RNA. Its product is annotated as Sjoegren syndrome nuclear autoantigen 1 homolog. Lineage: Eukaryota; Metazoa; Arthropoda; Insecta; Hymenoptera; Vespidae. The coding region runs from base 310 to 687 and encodes 125 amino acids. The transcript is spliced from 4 exons. The record is from RefSeq and is a predicted model, not a curated record. Gene Ontology annotation, cellular component: ciliary basal body; centrosome.